AAAGCAGACUAGAUCUAGAUCUAGUCUAGUAACGAAACAAAUUUAGAGUUAUCUACUCUAAAUCCAAAAUGGCAGCAACCGGCCAAAUCACAGAUCCUGAACUUGCUAACGCUUUUGCUGAGUUGUCCAUGAAAAAGAUUCAAGCAGAGAAUCAGAUCCGCCUAUCCAAUGCACAGAUUGAAAGCUUAAACAGGAAAAUUCAGCAUUCCCAGCUUGUUGAAUCUGAGGUGACCAGUCUACCAUCUGAUGUUCCUGUUUACAAGACUAUUGGGAGAAUGUUUUUGUUUCAAAGCAAGGAUGAAAUAAUUACAGAUUUAAAAAACAAACAACAGACAUUUGCUGAAAAAAUUAAAGUUCUAGAGUCAUCCAAAGAAUACCAUCAGAGAAAUAUGGAAGAAUUCAAAAACAAUGUUAGAGAACUAGUGAUGACCAAGCAAAAUACUCGCUGAUUGAUAUCCACAUUCACUUAUCCGCUUUUCGUAUGAUGUGUCUGUAUGAUUCAGUUAAUUUUUCUUGUUUAUGAUGUGUCAGUGUCAUCAGUGUGUUGUGUUUACCUGAAGUUGUUGUAUCUGAUGUUAGCUUAUGGCUAUUUUUUAAAUGAACCUGAAGAAGUAUGAUUGCCUGUUUUAUCAAACUGCAACUUUUUGAACUAACUUAUUUUAGAACUGAGCCUUUUUAAAAAUACUUUGAGGUGGUUAUGCGUGCUUUUAUUAGUUUUAAUCAUGAAUAAUAAGUAUUUCCUAUGUCAUUAUAGAUUUAUUUUUAAGAAUAAUUGUUAAUGACUGCUUAACUCCCUACUACAUUGUUUUAAUAAAACAAACAUGAUAUGAUGCAAAUAUUUCUUAUGUAGCAAACCAAAUGCUUUAUGAUACUGUAUAACCAUUCAAUCUGGUUUGAAUUGGCGAACAUCAACUUAGUAAAUAUUCUGUUUUCCAUAUGGUUUUUUGUAUUCAUUAAACCAAUGAAAUAAAUCUUUUGAUAUCAUUUUAAAUAAUUGUUA
This is a messenger RNA of Physella acuta, 1000 nucleotides long. Its product is annotated as prefoldin subunit 1. Lineage: Eukaryota; Metazoa; Mollusca; Gastropoda; Physidae. Gene Ontology annotation, molecular function: protein folding chaperone. Gene Ontology annotation, biological process: protein folding. Gene Ontology annotation, cellular component: prefoldin complex; cytoplasm. The record is from RefSeq and is a predicted model, not a curated record.